AUGGCGAAACAGGCAGGAACGCCGGACGACGACGUCGAGGACAUAGAGAAAAGCUUCUAUGUAAGUGGAAAAGAGCAAGCGCGCGUGAGUACAGACUUGGCGGUGGAUGAGCCAAUUUCUGUACAGCCGGAGCCUCGGAAAGGGUGGAACGGUUUUGUCGACACGUUCAGGCGGGCAGAGAUGCCCGUCAUAGAUCCCAACCUGUCUGAGGCUGAGAAGCUGGCCAUCCGGACUGCGGCCGCGCCGCUGAGUAGGCGUCUGAAAAACCGGCACCUGCAGAUGAUUGCGAUCGGGGGCGCAAUCGGGGUGGGUCUGUUCGUCGGGUCAGGAAAGGCGCUCGCCACGGCGGGGCCGGCAGGGGUGCUGAUCGGCUGGGGUCUAACGGCAACGAUGAUCUUGAUCAUGUGUCUGUCGUUGGGAGAGCUUGCGGUGACGUUUCCGGUGUCCGGGGGGUACAUUACGUAUGCAGCGCGGUUCAUUGACGAGUCGUGGGGCUUUGCCAACAACUUCAACUACAUGAUGCAGGCUAUGGUGGUUAUGCCACUGGAGAUUGUAGCUGCUUCAGUGACUGUGGGCUACUGGGAUACAGAUCCAAAGUACAAGUUGGCGUUUGUGGCCUUGUUUUGGGUGGUCAUCGUCUCCAUCAACCUUUUCGGUGUGAGGGGGUUUGGUGAGGCUGAAAGCAUCUUUUCCCUAAUUAAGGUAAUCACGAUCAUCGGCUUCAUAAUAAUGGGCGUUGUUCUUAUAUCAGGCGGUGGACCAGAUCACGAGGUGAUAGGUGGUAAGUACUGGAAUGAUCCUGGGCCCUUUGUCGGUAAUGCGCCUAGUGAUAAGUUCAAGGGCGUGUGCAGUGUGUUUGUCACAGCGGCAUUCUCGUUCGCGGGAUCAGAACUUAUUGGUCUAGCUGCUGCAGAAACGCGGGAGCCCAGAAAAUCAAUUCCCAAGGCUGCAAAGCAGGUGUUCUGGAGGAUCACAUUAUUCUACAUUCUGAGUUUGCUGAUUGUGGGCCUGUUAGUCCCAUCCAACAACGAGCACCUACUAGCUCCUCAACAGAUCGAUGCUGCACAUUCGCCAUUCGUGAUUGCGAUGGACAUGCAUCGUAUUCGCGUCCUGCCAUCAAUUAUUAACGUCGUUAUACUGACUGCCGUUAUCUCUGUCGGUAACUCGUCCGUGUAUAGCUCUUCCAGGACCAUGUGUGCCCUGGCUGAACAUGGAUUCUUGCCAAAGAUCUUUGGCUAUAUUGACAGGAAAGGCAGGCCCCUGUUUGCGAUAUGCUUUACUUCCCUUUUUGGUUUGCUCUGUUUCGUAGCGGGCGCGAAGGAGGAGGGUGAGAUAUUUGACUGGCUAUUGGCGAUAUCCGGGUUGUCAUCCUUCUUCACGUGGCUCACAAUUAACCUGGCUCAUAUGCGGUUCCGGAUGGCGUUAAAAGCCCAAGGAAGAACUACCAAUGAACUCUCAUUUACAAGUCCUACUGGAUUUAUUGGAUCCUGUUAUGCUGUCGGUCUGAUUUGCGUUGUUUUGGUUGCUCAAUUUUGGGUUGCACUCUACCCUCCAUCUCCAGAUGGAACCAGCGCAAAGCCUUCGCCCAUCUUGUUCUUUAAGCAAUAUCUUUCGUUCGCUGUCGCAAUAGUUAUGUACCUUGCACACAAGAUAUGGUCAAGGAAUUGGAAGUUUUUUAUUAAAGCCAAGGAGAUGGACAUCGAUACCGGUCGGAGAGAGCUCGAUUUGGAGCUUUUCAAAGAGGAGCUUGCUCAAGAAAGGGCACUUCUUGCUCAGAAGCCCUUUAUUAUUAGAGUGUUUAACUUCUGGUGUUAG
This is a messenger RNA of Eremothecium gossypii ATCC 10895, 1815 nucleotides long. RefSeq names its product amino acid permease GAP1 (gene GAP1). Gene Ontology annotation, molecular function: amino acid transmembrane transporter activity. The record is from RefSeq and is marked provisional. Gene Ontology annotation, biological process: amino acid transmembrane transport. Gene Ontology annotation, cellular component: membrane. NCBI's taxonomy places the organism in Eukaryota, Fungi, Ascomycota, Saccharomycetes, Saccharomycetales, Saccharomycetaceae. The transcript has a single exon. The coding region runs from base 1 to 1815 and encodes 604 amino acids.